Molecule: messenger RNA, 3297 nt
Organism: Diabrotica virgifera virgifera (western corn rootworm)
Lineage: Eukaryota; Metazoa; Arthropoda; Insecta; Coleoptera; Chrysomelidae
Gene: fz
Product: frizzled-7-A-like
Exons: 3
Coding region: 1-606 (201 amino acids)
Biological process (GO): non-canonical Wnt signaling pathway; canonical Wnt signaling pathway
Cellular component (GO): plasma membrane
Molecular function (GO): Wnt receptor activity; Wnt-protein binding
Source: RefSeq, a predicted model, not a curated record
AUGGUGGAUAUUCUUGAUGCAUCAUGUUCUUGUUGGCCUUGUAGUGGCAUCACCGGUGAUGAGGUUUCAGGUUCCCGAAGGGAGAAAGGUGACGUUCUUAGCGGAGUCUGCUACGUAGGAAUUUGGAAUAUAGACGCAAUGAGAGUAUUCGUCCUGAUACCCCUCAUCGUCUAUCUGGUCAUCGGCACAAUAUUCCUCACUUCAGGGUUCGUUUCCUUGUUCAGGAUACGCACAGUAAUGAAACAUGAUGGCACAAAAACUGACAAAUUAGAGAAGUUAAUGAUCAGGAUAGGAAUUUUCUCCGUUCUAUAUACUCUUCCAGCUUUGAUAGUUAUUUCGUGUUUGAUAUAUGAACACACGUAUUACGACGAUUGGAUGUUGACAUGGAACCAAGAUAUGUGCGAGAUCCAGAAGUACGCCAUUCCUUGUCCGAAGAACUUAACCGAAAAAGUCCAUCCUAGAUUCGAGGUCUUCAUGAUUAAGUAUUUGAUGACGAUGAUAGUAGGAAUCACUUCGAGUGUUUGGAUCUGGUCGGGAAAAACUGUACAUAGCUGGAAAGUGUUUUUCAGAAGGCUGCAAGGCAGGCAUGUUGAAGCGUACGUGUGAACAAUCCAAUAAAUGUUACCUGAACGUUUAAUUGAAACAUCGUGUUGUGAAAUUGACAAUUGUAGGUGUUACGUCCCUGGAUUAUCCAAUGUGAGACGACAGAUACAGAGACUAUAUUAUUAUAUACCAGUGCAGUGUUUAAUUAUUUUCAUAGCUUUUAGUUUGUUACUUGUUACUGUAUUUUCAAAAUUCGUUCUCAAAAAUAAGUUUAUUACGAAAGACAAUGUUUUAAAAACCCGCCUUCGGUUGUGACUUUCGUAAUUGGCGCAGUCAGUAGGAUUUCUGAAAAAAAAUAUUAUUUCUGUAUGGACUAGAACUUUGGAAGGAAUGGCGAUUUUGAAAAUUAUUAUAAUUUGAAAAAUUCUGAUGAGAGAAUCUUUAACUUUUGCCCAAUAAUCGAGUUCGGUUCUUGAUGCAAUAAGGUCUGCUGCUUAUCAGUUAAUUUACUCAAAACAGUAUCAAAAACACAAACAUUUAUAGGAUUAUUUGCAUCUAUGUUGCUAUGAUUCUUUAAGAAAAUUUCACAUGAUCUUAUGAAUCUAUUUAGUUGUUUUGCAUUGCCAUCGAAAUUAGGAAUAUUAUCUGCCUGCUAUUUAAUCAAUUGAAAGUUAGGUUGAGUCAUCUCGUUUAAGGUUAAAUUAAUUAAACUUUCUAAAAUAUCCUCCACUUGGAAUCAAAAAUAUGCAAUAUGUCACUAGGUAAAAAUAUGGAUUGGUAAAAAUAGGAAACACUUACACGAAUAUUUUCAUUCUAUUGACUUUAAGACUAUGUUUGUUCUUCCGUCUGCACCAAUAAGAAUCUGGACGAUGCUGGUUCCUUUUCCCUGGUUUUGGUUUUUCCAAUGGGUUGUGGACAAUGCUUGUUCAAAGCUCUGGACGUUUGACCGUAACCGUACAUUAAUCUUUAAAAAGAACAAUUGCACACGAAAUCCGGACAAGGUUAACACGAAUACUGUACAAUUUCGGAAAAUCCUACUGUCUGACUGCGCCAAUUACGAAAGUCAGUGCCGAAAACGGGUUUAAAAAAUUAUCUUUUGUAAUAAAUUUAUUUGAGAACGAAUUUCGAAAAUACAUAACAAGUAACAAACUAAAAGCUAUGAAAAUAAUUAAACACUGGUAUAUAUAGUCUCUGUAUCUGUCGUCACACAUUGGAUAAUCCAGAGACGUAACAUAGGAGGUAGAUUCAUAGAUUUUGGUAUAAGAAACGUCUGUUCAUGUUUUGUACAUAGAAUGUUAUUAAACAUUUAAAACGUGUGUCCUCAGUCAUGACCUGCAGGUGUUGGCUAUGUGUACAACGGACACAGUUAAAUGGAUUACAGUACACGUUGUAGUCGAAAUGUGAAACAUUUUUGACAAUUUUUUUUGUUAGAUUUUUUACUUUUUUCUAUUUUGACUAAUUGGUUGAAUCAUUAUUUUACAUUUUUUACAAACCUGACUGCGUCUUUUUAUCUACAUUUAUUGACGUUUUUGAUCAUUUUUAACAUUUUUUUACUAAUGAUUUUAUUUUUUCCGCCCUUUUACCUAUCUAAUAUCUUUUAAUAUUUUUGUCGGUUAACUUUUUUACAAACUUUGCCUGACUACCUUUUUAGCUUCUUUGUAACUUGAUUUUAUUUUUGUUUUCAAAUAUUUUUACUAUUUUUUUCACUUUUUUUGCUUUUUACGAUUAUUUCUUAUUUAUUGAUUUCGUUUUUUUUUGAGUUUUUUGUACUAUUUUGACUAACUUUUUAACUAUUUUUCCCGUUUUUUAAUAACUUAAUUUUGUGAUGACUUUAUUACCUUUUAUUGGAAAUGUUUUGAUAAUUAUUAUUGUCCAUUAUUUGACAUACUCCAUAAAUAUUAUAAAUAGCACUGAUUGCUAACAUUAUCUUACAUCUACUUUAAUGGAAUUUUUCAAGUUUUUUACUUUUUUACUAGUAGUAGACAGCUCCUACUACUAAUGAUAUUUAUGGACCAGGGCAUUUAGCACAAAAUACAUCGAUUUUUAAAACCAGCACCUAGAGCAGGGGUGGGCAAAAGCCGGCCCGCGGCCCGGACCCGGCCCUUUCGCUUACUUUAUCCGGCCCGUUGAAAAAUCCCGCAAGCAAUUUUUUUAAUAUCUUUUAUUUUGUUGAAAUCAACAGUAUUAGGGUGCGUAGUGUUCUUAUAAAUAAUCUUCUCUUCUUCUUUUUGUAUAGACAUGCCUCUGUAUGUUUUUUCAAUGUGCCUCUAGUAAGUUGUCGUUCCAUCGUUUUCGUGGUCUUCCCACUGAUCGUCUUCCUAUUGGGGAACCCUCUCUUGCUGUCCUGACUAUCAUAUUUGUUGUCAUUCGGCUUAUGUGGUAAUUCCAUUCUAUUCUUCUGUUUCUUACCCAGUUAUUAAUGUUAUCCAUCUUGCAUCUCCGUCGUAUAUCUGUACUUCUAGCUCUGUCUCAUAGAGUCUUACCAUCGAUUUUUCGAAGGGUUUUCAUCUCCGCUGUUUCGAGCAAUAUGUUUGUCCUCUCUGUGUCGGGUCGUGUUUCUGCCGCAUGUGUUAUUAUUGGUCUAAUGACUGUUUUGUAAAUUCUGCCUUUAAGAGGAAACAGUAGCGAUCAACAGGUAUCGAAAACGCGUUCCAAGAUUGCGGCUGUAAUUUUGAAUAUUUUUUCGAGAUAUUUGGCACACGUAUUCGUAAUAUAAUAAAGAAUGGCGGUACAGAGCCCAAUUUGAAAAAUAUA